GAUUUACUGACAUCCACAAAAUUUGGCCUCUUUCUAGAACGUUACUUUGAGGCAGUUCUCAAAAUGCCUUUAUUGUGGGGUCAAAAUAAGUUUUUAACUGAGUCUUACUUGCAAUAUAGAAGAACCAAGCGCUCAAGUCCACUCAUAAAUGUCUCGGCACAAAUCGAUUUGUUUCCAACCAUCUGGCAAGAGCAAAUAGUAUCGAACUUGCUGAUAGAUUCAACGAAACGGUUCUUCAAAAACUUGGAUUUAAACAUAUCGUUGUUUGAGAUCAGUCAGGUGUUAGACUUGCCAUUUCAUAAAGAAGAGGUUUUACCAUAUCAGGCUAAAGAGAUUUAUCAAAAAAUGGAAUGCUACAACUAUGAUUAUCUCCACAAUUACAACACAUCAAAAUGUGGGCCAGAUGAACACCCUAAAAUCGCCGGCUGCUGUCGGAUUUGGGAGGCCAUUUCCACUCAACACGAGGGCAUUCUCAGAAUGAUGCGAUUCAACCAACAAGCCCCACAUUGGAACUCGGAAGAUGACGUCAUAUUCGAUGAAGCUAAAAAGGGCUACUUUGGGAAUUUUGAGGACAUUGCAAAACCGUAUGGGAUAAAUAACCCUAGGAUUUUUGGUUGUCAAUGGCUGGGCCAACCCAGUGAAGAGAAGAUAUUUUCUUGCAACUUGUUUCAUAGACUUUUCACCAAUGCUGGUAUGGGAUACACCUUCAACUCUGCUGAUUACGAGGAUCUUUUCUUAGACACAUCCUAUUUAAACAUGUUCAAGAAGAUCAUGAAUUCCAAGGGAAAAUCCCAUGAGAAGCCGAUACUCUCAGUGGAUAGGCCUGGACCACAGAAUACCUUGAAAAUUCACAUUGAGUUGUCUCAACAGUUCGACAACUUCAUCAAAUUUGGCCACCCUCUAUACAGUUGGAGCGGAGGCAUACCUGAAAGCUCAUUCCGCUCUUUGGACAAGUCCUUUAAAAUCGGCAUUCACCAUCCUGGAAGCUUGGCUGACCUCCGGAAUGACUACAUCAAAGUCAAACCCGGCUUCGAAUACCAGGUCCUGAUCACUCCGCAAGUUCACACGGCAGAGGAAUCGCUCCGUUCAAUGUCUUUGGAGAAACGGAAAUGCCAAUUCCAGGAUGAGAGUUCGGAUUCGCUCCUCUUUAAGUCUUACUCCCAAACCAAUUGUCAAUUGGAAUGCCGACUGAAAUUGGCAGUGGAACAAUGCGAUUGCUUGCCAUGGAACUACCCCCAUAUGGUUCUAGAUGGUCAGUUGACCAAGCUUUGUGACUACCGAGGAAAUUAUUGCGUGGAGAAAAUCCUUCAGAGGUCCAUAACGAGGCAAGAAUGCCCUUGUUAUCCCCCUUGUGAAACAAUCACUUAUACGUUUUCAAUGAACAUGAAGGCCAUGGAACGGCCUUGUUCGUCUGGUAAAAUCUUUUACGAUGAAUGUUAUGCGAUUCUCAAGCAAAGCUUCCGUUUUUCACAGAAUCUAAAUCGGCCGUUGGAUUGGAAUAUGUACAGAACUCGGACUUAUCUCCAUUGGUCUCGUUUCCCAUUGAAGAUUACUUAACCGGGAAGAAUCGAUCAUAUCAUGCACUAACAAUUGGAAAAGAAGAGUUUUGUCAUCAAAGAUGCGACAAUUCGGCCGUUUUGGAAUUCCAAAUGGUGGGAUCCAGUGUCACGGUGGUGAAGAAGAGUGCUCGAACCACUUUUAUUGGAGCGUUGGCAAACUUUGGUUAG
This is a messenger RNA of Tigriopus californicus, 1727 nucleotides long. RefSeq lists its product as uncharacterized. Gene Ontology annotation, cellular component: membrane. The coding region runs from base 64 to 1557 and encodes 497 amino acids. The record is from RefSeq and is a predicted model, not a curated record. The transcript has a single exon. Gene Ontology annotation, biological process: sodium ion transmembrane transport. Gene Ontology annotation, molecular function: ligand-gated sodium channel activity. Lineage: Eukaryota; Metazoa; Arthropoda; Copepoda; Harpacticoida; Harpacticidae.